CCCAGUUGUCCUCAACUCCUGCGGAUAACUACACAGUAAUGACCUUUCCGACGCGACGCAUCAAGCAUCUGCGAGCCCUUCCCGGUCUGGAACCUCGGAACGCAUCUUCCCAAGGCAGCCAUGCUGCUGCUCUUGCCUGUGUCUGGAUCCGCUACCAUCGAAGCCGAGCGCCAAUGAGAAGGCCGACGAGGACAUGAGUCUGCUGCUGCGCCCUUCCCCCACCACCGUCUGAUAUCGAGCUCGAUCCUCCCGCUCCCGCUUCCGUCCAAGCGCCGCCGCAACCAAUGUCUUGGGACUUGCUGAAGCGGUUCCUCGAGAGCGAUGUCUUCAACCAGAACCCCUUCCUCUCCGUCUCGUACCUCUCGCGCUAUGCAGAUCACAUAGGGAUUCACUAUGUCCUCUGCAGCAAGCUUCGCCAGUUCCCCUACGAGGACAUCGAAUUCUUCCUCCCCCAGCUAUGCCACUUAGUCAUCAGCCUCGACAACGAGUCGAUGGCCUUGGAAGAGUUCUUGCUGGACCUGUGUGAGGAGUCGGUCACUGCUGCGCUACUGACCUUCUGGCUGUUCCAAACCUACCUACACCAUCUGUCGUCGAAUCCCCAGACCGAGGCGUUCAAGACUUGUCGGCGGGUGUACAACAAGGUGCAGCACGUUGUGUUCGGACUUUCAGAGAUUGCAAGGCACGAAAAGAUCACCGAGAACGUUUUGCCUGUUACUGUUUUGGGGAGCUUCGUCCUCGCGAGCAUCGCCUGCCCCAUCCUCCCUCAGUGGGCGGGGCCUCUUGCCGUCGCCCAGGCCCGAAAACCGCGCCCCGUCAUCGAGACAAUAUCCGAACCCGCCGUCGCUGCGAAUAAAACUGUGCCAACCCGGGCACACACCGUUACUGCGGCCAGCACCCGGUCGAAGCGCCCAAAGGAUGUGCGCGCCGCGAGUGCCCAGGAGGGCAGGACUCAUGAGAGCCCACACAAGUCGCUGGGCAAGGGCAAAAUACCGGCAAGGGCGAGUCGGCCGACUUCAAAGUCCAAGGCCGCUGAACCCGCGCCACGGGAGCGUGAGGAUGCAGACAUGCCCACCCGCCUUGAAGGUCUGGCCCUAGAAGCGCGCCUCAGUUCUGCCUCACUGCCCCUGCCGGAUUCCAGGCCUCGUCUGGUUUCGAGACCAACCACACCCGUGUCGGCCGGCCUACGGCCCUCGGAGACCUUGUCUCGGAAACAUUCGCAUGGCGUCAAGACGCUCCUAAGCCAGGACGAGAUGACUAACCAGCAAAAGACACAGUUGCUCCGGCAGAAUUACUUCCGGUGUCAAACGGCCUUUUUAACAGCGCUGGAAAACAUAUCUAAUCGUCUCGUCGUGGUACCCAAACCGGCUCGCCUGAGCGCGCUGCGUGCCGAGUUGGCGCUGAUUGCGCGGGAUCUCCCGGCCGAGGUGGAUAUUCCUGUCAUAUGCCCUCCAGAUCUCGCGGAUGGCUCCCCGUCCAAGAGCCGCCACCACAGGAUAGUCCGCCUUAACCCGGCCGAGGCAACUGUGUUAAACAGCGCCGAGAAAGUUCCGUACUUGCUGAUGGUGGAGAUUCUCCGCGACGACUUUACCUUCGAUCCGGAGACCCAGGACAACCAGAGGCUACUCACCACUCUGUUGGCGGAACAAGGAUCACGAAGGCGGAUAUUCGACCUGUCCGACUCCCCGAGCAUACCACCUGCGUCCCGGACGCCGGAGCUGGUUGUCGAUAGUGUCUUUGAGCCUGCAUCCGGGGAUUUGGGGAGCUCGCCCUUGGUCAGGCCGUCGGAUGACGGUUUCUUUGGGCCAAGGCCGACGCAAUCGGUCUCCUCUCUGCAUCUUUCCGGUACAAGCACGCCAGCACCUGCUGCUGCUGCCGACAAGACGCCGCCGCGCAGCUCGGGCGGCUCAUCCGAGUCACCAAGCACUUCCAUCAACAGGAGAAGAUUGACACUCAGCAACCCACGCAAUAAUUCGGUCGACCAACCGGACUUCUCGGCGCUCGCGAUCCACAUGCGGACUGCGUCACAGAUGCUCGCGCAACUAGACGCAACAAGCGGCAAGCGGCCGCGGCACGAGGUAGCAGCCAUCAGGGCCCGCAUUAUCUCGAGCAUGCAGAGCCUGGAAGAACAAAGCUUUGAUCUCGACGAUGGGCAGGGGCCAACCUUUGACAUAAUCAUGGCCAAGGCGCAGGCAGCCGCGGCCUCGGCAUCAACGACGGAGGCUAAUGGAGCCGAAGGCGGCGACGACGCCGCCGUAGAACCUAAUCUCAACGCCAAUGCUGGCAUCGACAGGAUGGAGAACGACAUCAAGACGGGCGGUCUCCAGCGCAAAGGCGACCGCGAUGACCCCAGCGCGGCCGUCUUUGGCGAAGCGUGGGAGACCAAAAAGGAGCGGAUCCGCAAGUCGUCUCCGUACGGCUGGAUGAAGAACUGGGACCUCGUGAGCGUCAUCGUCAAGACGGGGUCGGACCUCCGUCAGGAGGCCUUCGCCUGCCAGCUGAUCCGGGUCUGCCACAAGAUCUGGGUCGACGCGGGCGUGCCCGUGUGGGUCAAGCUCAUGCGCAUCCUGGUCACGGGGGAGUCGUCGGGCCUGAUCGAGACCAUCGCCAACGGCGUGUCGCUGCACUCGAUCAAGCGCAGCUUGACCCUCGCGUCCAUCGAGGCUGGGCAGAACCCGCGCCGGCGGAUCGCAACGCUCAAGGACCACUUCGUCAAGGCGUUUGGCAGUCCGGAGAGCGAGGCAUACCGGGCGGGCGUGGACGCCUUCAAGCGGUCCCUGGCGGCGUACAGCGUCAUCUCGUAUGUCCUUCAGCUCAAAGACAGGCACAACGGGAAUGUGCUCAUUGACAACGAGGGGCAUAUCAUCCACAUUGACUUUGGGUUCAUGCUGUCCAACUCGCCGGGCUCGGUCGGGUUCGAGGCGGCGCCGUUCAAGCUGACGUAUGAGUAUGUCGAUGUGCUGGGCGGCGUGGGGUCGCAGGAUUAUGAGGAUUACAAGAGGCUCUGCAAGCAGGCGUUUCAGGCCCUCCGCCGCUCUGCAGACAACAUCAUUGACCUGGUGGCCAUGAUGGGCCGCGAGUCCAAGAUGCCCUGCUUCGGGGCCGGUGUCACGCAGGUCACGGCGGCGCUGAGACAGCGGUUCCAACUGCAGUUGAGCGCCGACGAGGCCGAGCAGUUUGUUGAGACGGAUCUCAUUGGCAAGUCGCUUGGCAGUUAUUACACACGACUUUAUGAUACCUUCCAGUAUAGGACCCAGGGCAUCUACUAGACGGGAUGAUGAUACUAAGGGUGUUGGGGAAAGAGGAAGAGGAG
Parathielavia appendiculata is the source of this 3310-nucleotide messenger RNA. RefSeq lists its product as uncharacterized. The coding region runs from base 285 to 3266 and encodes 993 amino acids. Gene Ontology annotation, cellular component: cytoplasm; membrane. The record is from RefSeq and is a predicted model, not a curated record. Gene Ontology annotation, molecular function: 1-phosphatidylinositol 4-kinase activity. The transcript is spliced from 5 exons. NCBI's taxonomy places the organism in Eukaryota, Fungi, Ascomycota, Sordariomycetes, Sordariales, Chaetomiaceae. Gene Ontology annotation, biological process: phosphatidylinositol phosphate biosynthetic process; phosphatidylinositol-mediated signaling.